Molecule: messenger RNA, 408 nt
Organism: Cladophialophora yegresii CBS 114405
Lineage: Eukaryota; Fungi; Ascomycota; Eurotiomycetes; Chaetothyriales; Herpotrichiellaceae
Exons: 2
Coding region: 1-408 (135 amino acids)
Cellular component (GO): cytosol
Molecular function (GO): deaminase activity
Source: RefSeq, a predicted model, not a curated record
AUGUCCCAUCUCACCUACUUCAACUACCCCGGCUUCGGCGAGCAGAUGGCGGACAUGUACAGCCAAGCCGUCCGUGUGGGUGAUCGGAUCGAGUUAGCCGGACAAGGCGGCUGGGAUCCCACGACCGGCGCCCUCCCCGCGGACACACCCGCGACCACGCAAAUCGAACAGGCGUUCAAGAACAUCGACCUCGCGCUGCGCCACGCGGGCGCUUCAGGCGGGUGGACCCAGGUGUUCCGCGUGAACAGCUACCACAUCCCGCUGGACGACUCCGUGCUCGCGAAGAUGAAGGCCGAAUUCGAGAAGUGGAUGGGCACCCACAGGCCGAUCUGGACGUGUGUCGAGGUGCCGAAGCUGGGGCUUGAGAACAUGAAGGUUGAGAUUGAGGUUGUUGCGCACGUACAGUAA